AUGCCGUGGAUGUCUGAUCUGGUCACAAUCCAUGAAAUUUGCCACAUUGAGCAGGAAAUUCAUGCAUCAGUCAAGGUAACAUCCUCUAACUCUUCUUGGUUAUUUUCAGCUAUAUAUGCUAGUCCUAGAUUAAAAGAAAGAGAAAUUCUCUGGGAAAAUCUUAAGAUUGUUGCGUCCAAGUAUGAUUUACCAUGGCUAGUUGUUGGUGAUCUUAAUGAAGUGUUGACUUCAGAGGAUAAAAGAGGGGGCGCACCGGUUUCAAGUGCUAAACUUAGAAAGGUCCAUUCCUGUUUGAACCAUUGUAACCUUAUUGACCUUGGCUUUAAGGGGGCUAAAUUCACUUGGUCAAACUUGAGAUAUGCCCAACAGCUUAUCCAAGAGAGAAUUGAUUAUGUUCCAAAUAAUCCUCCUUGGAAAUUCCUUCACCCUAUUGCAAUGAUCUCCCAUCUGCCUAGGGUCAGAUCAGACUACCGCCCAGUCCUCAUUUUACUUAAAGUUAACCCUUUCUCUUUCAGGGACAAUCCAUUUCGUUUCCAAAGAAUGCGGCUCGAUCACCUUCACUUUUUGCGUGUCCUUGAACUAGGUUGGUCUCAAAGAAACUUGCCCCUUUCACAAACCAUCGAAACCUUCACUGAUCAAUUCAAAUUAUGGAAAAGGGAAACCUUUGGAAAUGUGUUCCAUAAAAAAUGA
Durio zibethinus is the source of this 690-nucleotide messenger RNA. RefSeq lists its product as uncharacterized. NCBI's taxonomy places the organism in Eukaryota, Viridiplantae, Streptophyta, Magnoliopsida, Malvales, Malvaceae. The record is from RefSeq and is a predicted model, not a curated record.